CUACUUCCCAAAUCUAAUUUCAACCAUCAAACUACAGAUCUCGAGAUUAGACUAUAAGGCAAUUGUGUUUCUCCUAUGACUUACUGCUCCAAGUAUCCCACAGCUGGAAGACUGCUUGGACAAUCCAUUUGGACCAGAACAUAUUGCGCCAGCAACCGAAUUUCUCCUACUAUUCCGAGGACUCAGAGCCGAUCGAUCCGAACCUCUUUGACAUCAUUCUAUACGACGCCACGGUCGUCCCAGAAAAUUGUAAAGAGAGGGGUUACUUCCGUCGGUAUUGCUUUGGCGAUCAGCAUUUUUUUCUUCUUACCCUUUUGCCUGAGAGAAAACUCCCCCAAACCUGCUUCACAGGGUGACUUGGAAAUUAUACCUCUCAGCAGCAUGGACAAGUCCGCUCCUCCAGGUCGUCCAGGCAACCUUACUGACGACCAGGAAAAAAAACUACGGGAACUUUGGACUGCGGCUCUGAACGUUUUUGGGGUUUCUGCGGAGAACGCUAGUGACGAAGAGAGUGGCCUUUCGACGCCCGUUCCUCCCCAGUCCGAUAUUUCUGAAGAUGGAACAAAAUCGGACAAUCCAGCCUCAGAGAAGAAGAAGAAAAAGCGCAUAGGCCUCUUUAGCAGAAAGAGUCGUAGUAAUCAUGCCGACUCUGAGGCCAAUCCUUCCAAAAUCGGAGGCUCAGAAUCAAAUCCCCGUUAUGCUCAAGAAGGCGACGACAAAUAUGGGCAAGCCAAGUCUUACAAUCAAGCUUUGGCUAGCCAGUCACCGGAAGCUCUGCGAACCGCGUUUUGGAGCAUGGUCAAGCAUGAUAAUCCCGAUGCCCUUCUGCUUCGGUUCUUACGCGCAAGGAAAUGGGACGUUGACAAAGCUCUAGUCAUGUUGAUUUCAACAAUGCACUGGAGAGGCCAAGAGAUGCACGUAGACGACGAUAUUGUCUAUCAUGGUGAAGGCGCUGCUGCAAUUGCCUCCGUCUCCGACAAAUCAAACGCCGCUGCCAAACAAGAAGCUAGCGACUUUCUUGCUCAGUUGCGACUAGGCAAAAGCUUUAUUCGAGGCGUGGACAAGGAAGGUCGUCCGAUGUGCUUUAUUAGAGUCCGUCUUCACAGGCAAGGUGAUCAAAGUGAGGCAAGUUUGGAGAGAUUUACGGUGUACGUCAUUGAAACGGCGCGACUUUUUCUUUCCCCGCCCGUCGAUACAGCUGCUGUUAUUUUCGACAUGACGGGUUUCUCAAUGGCGAACAUGGAUUAUGCUCCGCUGAAAUUCAUGAUCAAAUGUUUUGAAGCAAAUUAUCCUGAGAGUCUGGGCGUUGUUCUUAUCCAUAAGGCGCCAUGGGUGUUUCAAGGGAUUUGGAACAUCAUUAAAGGUUGGUUGGAUCCUGUCGUGGCCGGCAAAAUUCAUUUUACAAGAAAUGCGGAGGAAUUGGAGAACUUCAUACCCCGCGAUCGGAUAUUGAAAGAACUUGGUGGAGAUGAUGAUUGGUCUUAUCAGUACAUUGAACCAAAGGACGAUGAAAAUAUUUCAAUGUCGGACAAAGCUGCGCGCGAGAAGCUGCUCGAUGAGCGUGCAGGAAUUGUAGAGAAAUUCGAAAAAGCAACGCUUCAAUGGUCCUCGAGGAACUCCGAGGACAAGGAACCGGUCAGUUUAGUGCAGCAGAGGAUCUCACUUGCAGAUCAACUCAGGCUCAAUUACUGGAAGUUGGAUCCUUAUACUAGAGCACGGACACUGUAUGAUAGACUUGGGAUGAUUCAACCCGGGGGGCAUAUUGAAGCCUUCCCUGGGGGAGUAUCUAACAAGAGUACUUAAGACAAGAAUAAUUUCUAGAAUGUAAUUAAUAAUCAACCUCACCAUU
This is a messenger RNA of Xylona heveae TC161, 1849 nucleotides long. RefSeq names its product CRAL/TRIO domain-containing protein. Lineage: Eukaryota; Fungi; Ascomycota; Xylonomycetes; Xylonales; Xylonaceae. The coding region runs from base 76 to 1803 and encodes 575 amino acids. The transcript has 4 exons. The record is from RefSeq and is a predicted model, not a curated record.